CCCUGUUUCAAACCAACAAAAACUUCACCAGAUUGUUAUUAUAGUAUGAGGGUUUAUACAAUCACAAACACACUACAAUUUGGACAGAUUGGAUAGUUGGAUAACUCAAGAGUCAACCUUUGUUCAGCCAAACUCCCACUAACAAUCCUCACCUUUAUAUGUGAAUCCACAAGCUUCAUUCAGCAUUUACUGUUAGCCUCCAUUGUCAUUGAUUCUUUGUUUGUCUCAGAUCCUCCAAUCGCAUUUUCAUGGCUUAUUCAAGAUUGAUCAAAUUGCUUCUUCUGUGUAACCCUUGCGCAUGGAUUCUUCUUCUUCUUCUUCUCCAUACAAAAUCCUCGGAGGGACUUGCAGACGAUAGUGAUUGGCUCCGGCGGAUCGGUGCGAAUGCAGCGCCUUACCGGAUGAUCUUUGUCGACUCAUCCGGGCGACUCAGCAACUUCUCCACCAUACAGUCUGCCAUCAACUCCGUCCCUUCGAAUAACACGAACUGGGUUUGCAUCUACAUCAAGAAAGGGAUUUAUAGGGAGAAGGUGAGAAUACCGAAGGACAAGCCGUACAUCAUCCUCAAAGGACAAGCGAAGAGGACGACCCAGGUCGUGUGGGACGACCACGACACCGUUGCGCACAGCCCGACCUUCACUUCCUUGGCCGAUAACAUCGUCGCCAAGAGCAUCAGUUUCAGGAAUUCGUAUAAUAAUCCGAUGAAUAAGAAAAACCCUAGGGCCCCAGCAGUUGCAGUUAGGAUUUCUGGGGACAAGAAUGUGUUCCAUAGAUGUGGUUUCUAUGGUCUGCAAGAUACACUGUGGGACGACCAAGGACGGCAUUAUUUCAAGCGUUGCACGGUCCAAGGAGCCGUCGACUUCAUCUUCGGUAGUGGGCAGUCCAUUUACGAGAACUGUGCAAUAUCAGUGCUUGGAAGAGCCCUAGGGCAAGGAGUUUUAGGGUUCAUCACAGCGCAAGGAAGAAGCAACCCCCACGAUGCGAACGGGUUCGUGUUCAAGGAGUGCAAUGUGUUCGGCUCUGGGUCGGCCUUGUUGGGACGGCCGUGGAGAGCCUACGCGAGAGUCAUCUUCUAUCGCUCCAAUUUCACCAAUGUCGUGCAUGCUCGAGGCUGGGAAGCCGGGCAUUUCACCGGACAAGAGUCCCAAUUGACAUUUUCAGAAUACGGGUGCUACGGACCCGGGUCCAAUACUUCUCGCCGGGUGGGUUGGGAGAAGAAGUUGAGCGCGGCGACGGUCGGCCAGUUGACCAGCACAAGUUUCGUUGACUCCGAAGGGUGGCUAAGCAGUCAACCCUUCUAAUACCGUCACUUAUUUCUGUUUAUUAUUUCCUUCUUUACGGCUCCAUGACAUCAAUGCAUGGAUUUAGAUUACCUUAUGCUCAAUUAUUAUUCCCUCUUCUUUCACAAAAAUGUGUGAAUCACUCAACUUGAAUUAUUGGAACGAAAC
This is a messenger RNA of Syzygium oleosum, 1448 nucleotides long. Its product is annotated as probable pectinesterase 55. Lineage: Eukaryota; Viridiplantae; Streptophyta; Magnoliopsida; Myrtales; Myrtaceae. The coding region runs from base 249 to 1301 and encodes 350 amino acids. Gene Ontology annotation, biological process: cell wall modification. The record is from RefSeq and is a predicted model, not a curated record. The transcript has 5 exons. Gene Ontology annotation, molecular function: pectinesterase activity.